GUUGAUAUGUUCACAGUAGUGUAGCAUUAUUUGUAGGUUAAAGCGUAUCUGUGUGUUGGGCGACCACCAGGAUUUUGUUAAUAAUACUUGUAAUGCUCAAAAGGUGUAUAUUGUAUGGUGUUCAGAUAAGAUUGUGAUUUUGACUCGUCACGAAGCGAUAUAAAGUGCGUUAAUUGAGAAUUAAAGUUCAGUAACGUUUCUCGCAGCUAACGAUAUAGACGCGUCUAGAAUGGCUAGCUUACCGAAAUUAAUGAGAGCGGUUGGCCUCCGGAAAUACUUGCCGAUAUCAGACGUGAACAGUCUCAUAGACUUAGAAGUCAGUCUACCUAGCUUGACCAAGUCAGAUGUAUUGGUUGAAGUUAAAGCGACGUCCGUGAAUCCUAUUGAUGCCAAAAUACGGUCUCCGAAGCCGACUGUAGAAGAUACGCCUCGUAUUUUGGGAUGGGACGGUGCUGGAGUCGUGGUGGCGAAGGGAGACAACGCAGAUCUCUUCAAUGUUGGUGACGAAGUGUUCUUUACCGGCGACGUGAUGAGGAGCGGCUCCAACGCGCAAUAUAUGGCAGUAGACCAGUUCCUAGUCGGCAAGAAACCGAAGAACUUGUCGUUUGAACAAGCUGCGGCCGUACCACUUACUGCGCUUACAGCCGUCGAGUCCAUGUUUGACCGUUUGUUGAUAUCAGAGAAGGAUAAAGGCAAAUCUUUUCUGGUUAUCAACAGCGCCGGAGGAGUGGGGUCCAUAGCCACGCAGGUCGGCAGGAACCUGGGACUGAAGGUGAUCGGAACAGCGUCUCGCCCUGAAACUGAAGCAUUUACUCGGGAACACGGCGCCGAUAUUGUACUUAACCACAGCAAAGAUCUGAUACCACAGCUGGAAGCUAAUGGUCUAGUUGGAGAGGCUGACUUUAUCUUGGUGAAUUAUGAUCUCAAGCCGUACUGGGACACCUUGGUGGCAGCUGUUAAGCCUCAAGGUAGGAUUUGUUUGCUUACGGAGAGCUCUUCUCCAGUGGACAUUACUCCUUUGAAACCUAAGAGCGCAACUUUAGUGUGGGAGAUGAUGUUCACAAGGCAGAAGUUUAACACAGACGAUAAAGUCAGGCAGUACGAGAUUUUGAGAGAGGUGUCAAAAUGGCUGGAAGAGGGGAAGUUGAAGAGUGCAUUGACGAAGACGGUGAGCCCGAUCAAUGCGGCGAACUUGCGAGAGGCUCAUAGACUCAUCGAAGAAAAGAAAAUGAUUGGAAAGUUGGUGCUAACUGGGUUUUAGAAUAGCCCACCGCCUUUAAGUCUAGUCAUAGCUAUUUUGUAAUGCAUUUGUUUUAAACCGUUUUCUACGGUUAUAUUUUUGUAGACGAUUAUUAAAUAAUUCAUUAUAUUUUA
Molecule: messenger RNA, 1374 nt
Organism: Trichoplusia ni (cabbage looper)
Lineage: Eukaryota; Metazoa; Arthropoda; Insecta; Lepidoptera; Noctuidae
Product: zinc-type alcohol dehydrogenase-like protein SE_1777
Exons: 1
Coding region: 230-1261 (343 amino acids)
Molecular function (GO): oxidoreductase activity; zinc ion binding
Source: RefSeq, a predicted model, not a curated record